AUGGAUAAAAACCUAAAAGAUGCUGGCAAUACUAAUUCAUUAACAUGUAUAUACGUAUUCUUCAUAUCCACGGCUUUUCAAUUCAUUGACAAGUACAUGGCACUCAAGAAAAGGAAAGCAUCCAUGAGUGAUAAGGUUAUGCAGCUCCGUUGCGAGAUUAAAAGACUUUCGAAAGAGGCAGCUGCCUUUUCACAGCCUUCAACAUUUGUACAAGCAGCAAAACUCAGGAGAAAAGCGGCAGCUAAGGAGAAAGAACUUGCUAAAAGUCAAGAGUCACUAACCAAAGAGAUGAAAACGUCGUUUGGGUUAUAUGAGAGAAUUCUCAUGAUUUCAAAGAUUGUGGUUUACACUGCACUUACCAUGUGGCUUUGGAGUGUUCCCGUGGCUACUUUAUCCAAUGAACUCGUGCAGCCUUUUGGCUCACGGCUUUGUUUUUGGUUGCUCGGGCAAACUUCCAAGAAUGGUCACCCAUUUGGCAUUGCUGCCGCCCGAGCACGCUUAACUGUGGAGUAUUCCUCUCAUCCACAGUCAAUACGCCCAAAACGCAUUGUUAUGUAA
Molecule: messenger RNA, 558 nt
Organism: Erigeron canadensis
Lineage: Eukaryota; Viridiplantae; Streptophyta; Magnoliopsida; Asterales; Asteraceae
Product: protein GET1-like
Exons: 6
Coding region: 1-558 (185 amino acids)
Biological process (GO): tail-anchored membrane protein insertion into ER membrane
Source: RefSeq, a predicted model, not a curated record